This is a messenger RNA of Oryzias melastigma (Indian medaka), 3259 nucleotides long. RefSeq names its product parathyroid hormone 2 receptor a (gene pth2ra). The record is from RefSeq and is a predicted model, not a curated record. Gene Ontology annotation, molecular function: parathyroid hormone receptor activity; peptide hormone binding; G protein-coupled peptide receptor activity. The transcript has 14 exons. The coding region runs from base 1026 to 2591 and encodes 521 amino acids. Lineage: Eukaryota; Metazoa; Chordata; Actinopteri; Beloniformes; Adrianichthyidae. Gene Ontology annotation, cellular component: plasma membrane. Gene Ontology annotation, biological process: adenylate cyclase-modulating G protein-coupled receptor signaling pathway; cell surface receptor signaling pathway.
CAUGAAACUACAGAUUUAGAUCAAUAAAUUAAAUAAUAUUAAACAUCUAGCACCUUUAGAAUGACAGGAACAUCCAGACACCCUUUGGGGCUUUGGGGCAGUAGAUAAUCAGAUGUGGCAGAGGACAAAAGAAAGCCACAGCUGCCUGUGCAGCAGCUCUCAGAACCUCCUGCCUCCCCACUUUUCCAUCAGCAGCUCCUUUUUUCUUUUAAUGAGACUCUUAAUGGGAGUAACGCAUCCUUCCAGCCACCUGAUUUCCCACGUGGAGGUCUAGACGUCCGUCAUGGUGGGUUUAAUCUGGCCCCGUGGUAUGGAGACGCUUGCUAUGGGGGCAUCUAGGUGGCUGCUGCCAUCACCUGGUGGCACGAAGGUGAAAUCCCGUGGACACCAGCGCGCAACUGUGGACGCAGAGUGGAUAAGACCAUAAAGGGGGCGCGUGAAGAGCGCUCCAGUGGAGAGUGCGCACAGACUGAUUGGGCUAAUGAAACACAGGCGUGUGAUGGCACUUGAACGUCACACCUCCCUCGCCGACUAAAGAGCGGCUCGGCAGCUGUUUGGAUCCACUGUUAGUCACAGCACAGCAGGAGCAGCUGCGCCAGAGACUCCUCAUCCUCCUCCUCAUCCUCUCCUCCUCCUCCUCAUUCGCCGCCGCAGCGAUGACAGGACCAGAAGCGCGCGUCCACGGACGCGUCCUGGAGUGGGGAUUUUGGAUUUGAUGAUCCGGAUCUAUUGUCCUCGUGCGGAUCGGGGGCUGUUGGAGCACAGCUGGGAAGUUGUGACAGGAGAUGCGCCGCUUUAACAGAUGAUCCAACUGAUGGAACAAACUCGAUGUGAUUUGGAAACGUGCUCACCGGCGGGAAUGAGAGAGAGGCGCGGAGGGGCCAACUUUUUGGCGUGGAUCUUAAACUUUUUCCUUUACUGGCAGUGGAUUGACGCACAGAACUGGUAAAAGAAGAGAUGACAAAUAUAGAAGUGGUGUCCAUCCUGUUCAAAAAGCUAUUGCAGACUCAGCACCCUGGAACAAAAUGGGGUUCGACGGUCCCCUGUCUGCGCAGGAGCAGAUGCUCAUCCUGUAUGAAGUCAAAACGCAGUGCUACCAGAACCUCUCCAGCAUGGAACCAACAACCACAGAUGAAGUGUGUCCUCCAGACUGGGAUGGUCUCAUUUGUUGGCCUCACGGCUCCCCAGGACAGAUGACCGAGGUUCCCUGUCCAUCUUACAUCUACGACUUCAAUCACAAAGGACACGCUUACAGGAGGUGCGACAUCAACGGUUCCUGGGUUUUUGUGGAGCAGUGGAACAAAACAUGGACAAACUACUCGGAGUGUCUCAGCUUUCUGCAGCCUUUCAAAGACGAGGAGGCCAGAGACUUCUUUGAGAGGCUGUAUGUCAUGUACACCACCGGCUAUGCUGUGUCCUUCAGCUCCCUGCUAGUGGCCAUCAUGAUCAUUGGAUACUUCAGGCGCCUUCACUGCACGAGGAACUACAUCCACAUGCACCUGUUUGUGUCCUUCAUGCUUCGGGCGGUCAGCAUCUUCGUGAAGGACAAAGUCGUCUAUUCCAGCGCUGGACUGCAGGACUUUGACUCGGCGCUGCUGGAUAACCUAAAAACAGUCAGCAUAGCUUCACUUGACAAGUCUCACUACAUCGGCUGUAAGAUGACGGUGGUGCUCUUCAUCUACUUUCUUGCCACCAACUACUACUGGAUCCUGGUGGAAGGUCUCUACCUGCACAGCCUGAUCUUCAUGGCCUUUCGGUCAGACUCCAAAUACCUCUGGGGCUUCAUAUUUAUUGGAUGGGGUGUUCCAGCAGUGUUCGUGGCCAUCUGGGCGAUUGUUAGGGCUACUCUUGCCGACGCAAGGUGCUGGGAGUUGAGCGCCGGUAAUGUCAAGUGGAUCUACCAGGUUCCCAUCUUGACAGCGAUUGGGCUAAACUUCAUUUUGUUUGUGAAUAUUGUGCGAGUGCUGGCCACUAAGAUUCGAGAGACAAACGCCGGGAGAUACGACACACGGAAACAAUACAGAAAACUGGCCAAAUCCACCCUUGUGCUGGUGCUGGUGUUUGGAAUCCACUACAUCAUCUUUGUUGGGAUGCCGCACACGUUUCGGGGUCCGAGCUGGGAGAUGCGCAUGUACUUUGAACUGUUCUUCAACUCAUUUCAGGGUUUUUUUGUGUCUAUUAUCUAUUGUUUCUGCAAUGGAGAGGUCCAGACAGAAAUAAAGAAAACCUGGACGCGCUGGAACCUGGCCUUUGAGUGGGAGGGUCCAAUGGUUUGUGGCCGGUACCGUUACGGCUCUGUGGUGGUGGGUCUUAACAACAACAGCACCAGCAGCCAGUCCCACCUGGCCGGGGGCGGGCCUUCAACACGCUCCACGACGGUCGCCUCCAGCCGCACUUCUCGCAGCACAGCUCCCCCAGCGGCCAAUCUAUAUUCCAACCUCCCGGGUUACGUAAUAACCAACUCCGACCCGUCCAUCCCCGAAGAACCUGAGGACAGUGGCGCCAAGCAGGUGGAUGACAUCUCCCUAAAGGAAAAUGUGCCGGCCCAUAACACGAGUGCGACGGCGGAGGAAGAGGAAGAAACGCUGUAGCAGUCGAGAGAAUUAAAAAAAAAACUACCAUGAAACUGUGACGAUGGAAGCAAACAAAAACCAAAAAUGAAAGCUUCAAAGUAAACAGAGAGGAUGCUGUGAUGAUGAAGGGGAAUCUUGCCAUCGGAGGAGUAACUGAAACCUUUUUUAACAAACUGCAACUACAGGAAUGAAGUUUUAUGAUGCAAACUGUGAAGCUGAAAGUGGACCUAACUCGAGGGAGCACAAACUCAACGUUUCGUAAAGACUCAUGAAGUCAAAGGAUGCUGAUAAAUCACCUUAAAGUCACUCACGGGAAGUUGGAAAGCGGGUUUUUGUUAACAUAAGUGCCCUUUUCUGUCAUGGAGAUCAUCUUCAUGAUUCCUCUGUGAUCCAGAGACAGCGACAGAAGAAAACAAAUAAAAAAAGAAACAUGCUGUUGCAUGCAACGCAAGCUAUGUUUUUUAAUGUUUUGUUACUUUUGUAACCUCCGUUGAUUGUUAUUUAUGAUGCUGACAAAGAGCAGAGUGAAGAAGCAAAAAGCAGGAAGUAGCAUGAUGAAAUGUAAAAACGUGAAGGGAAAAAAAACAAUCAAAAUUGGGGACUUUUUUUUUAAAUAAUGCAUUUUUGUCUUGAAAGUAUUGAUAUUUGUGAUUUAAAAGUGACAGAAUGUAUUCCUUUUCGAUUCA